AUGCUUCGCAUUGUACUGCUCUUAGGUGUAGUGUGUCUGCUCUUACAAAAUGGAUACACAAUUGCCACAAGUACCAAUAGUGAUGCAGAGACCAAUCGAGAUGGGGUGCCAGGCACUGGAUAUGGUUGUGAUAUGGAGUGUGGUGGAGCAGAUGUAAACUAUGUGUUGAAAGCGACGGUUGCUGAAUGGUACAUUCACGGAAGUAAACGAAUUCCAGGCAAAAGUGGAGACUUUGUGUAUGCGAAUGGGGGUGCUACAUAUCGCACACGGACAUGGGAGGAUGGCGGCAGUACAUCCCCACUCUGCACAAUGGAUGCAACAGGUAAGCCCUGGAGCGGCACAAAGGGUAAUGUAGCCCCUGUCUGCAGGCCAAACCCGGACAGAGCAUGGCUAUAA
Messenger RNA from Sphaeroforma arctica JP610, 396 nucleotides. RefSeq lists its product as hypothetical. The record is from RefSeq and is a predicted model, not a curated record. Bases 1 to 396 code for a protein of 131 amino acids. The transcript has a single exon. NCBI's taxonomy places the organism in Eukaryota, Ichthyosporea, Ichthyophonida.